AUGGGAGAUGGAGCUGUACUGCUACAGGAAGAUGAUAAUGUGAUUGAACAGCCAGUUGGUGACUUUUCAAAGAAACUCAACACUCACCAGAGGAAAUACUCCACCAUCAAAAAGGAAUUACAGAGUUUGAUUCCACAACUGGAUGUGAUUUGGAGAAGUGUGCGCUGGAUUCCGGAUGUUUUGCACUAUGCCCGCUACAAACAUUCAUCUGGAGGCCUCCCCAUCACAUGGUUCAUCGGAUUCCCAGAGGAAACUCCUCAGGAGAAGGAUUCCACCUCUUCCCACCUGGACGAUCCACCUUCCCAAUCAUCCUCACCAGAAAACCAACAGAGGAAAGUUCAGAGUGGCUCCCAGCCCUGCUCUGACGAUGAUGCCUGUUCUGAGGUAUUCCUUCCCACUGACAGUGACUAUGAUUCGAGUGAUCCUCUGAGUCCCCGUGAGCUGCAGUCUUCUCCUGCUCCAUUCAGGAACCCAGGCAGUUGCCGAUUAAGUGGCAGUGCCCCAGAUGUUCUCCAGGUGAAUGAGCUGCGACUGAAAGGUGACUGUGAACAACUGAGCAGCUUCCGAGGAGUGAGUGAGCCUGCUUCAGACUGCAGCCAGGACCUGACCAGGGGAACAGUCAACAAGGUCUGCAUGGGGAAAGCACCAACAAACACCCGAUCUGUUAGUGAGACUCAGCCCAGAGUACCUCGGUAUCAGAAACAUCGGCACUUUAACCAGAACAAGUGGCUGUGUUUCCACCCAGAACCCGAGUGCCUCAGCCUGUCACUGGGGGUCUAUAAACACAGACCGGAGCCUGAACUAUCAUCCUCAAAAUCACCCUGUCUGGCCCAGGAUCUCAGCAUUGCUGAAAGCACCAGGAUAAGCCUCGAGGAAUCGAAAUCGAGUGACGGAGGAAUCAUGAUGGAUCUGAGUCAGAAAGACAGUUCCCAGGAAGAGUCUAGCACAUUGUCCUUGAGUAUCUGCAGCCCUCAGUCCCAGGGUGCUGAGCUUACAGACCUGGAGACUGACUGUGACGCACUGGGUGACACUCAGGGCUCGGAUGUAGUCAGCAGUGUUCUGUAGGGAGUUACUGCAAAAAAAACAAUCAGCAGACACAUUGCCUGUGGAUUACUGACCCUGUACCCCCUGGAUGUUUCCCUGGUUUGCCAGCACAGGAUUGGCUAGAAUUGGUCUAAAGACACUGGAUGAUGAUGAUGGUGGUGCAGGGACUUUUAUUGAGACAGGAGGGGAGGGAGAAUAGUCAGUCAGUGUCCUCACCUCUUCAUGUAUGGAUGUUGGAUAAGAGUACGUUCAGCCCCCCGCUGUGAUGUUUCCACAGCCUCUACCUGGGCUCACACUCCAUUGAAAUUCAGUGCUUUUGGGAUGGAAUUAAGUAUUGAGGGGGGGAAAGGGUAUGAGGGCAGUACCGGGGAAGCAUU
Molecule: messenger RNA, 1421 nt
Organism: Chiloscyllium plagiosum (whitespotted bambooshark)
Lineage: Eukaryota; Metazoa; Chordata; Chondrichthyes; Orectolobiformes; Hemiscylliidae
Source: RefSeq, a predicted model, not a curated record